AUGACUGCCGCUCAGACUUCCACAGCUGGCACGAGCAAAGGCAAUGAUCAGCCCAGACAUGGAGCUGCAAACAAUGCGGGCAGAAAUGACAAUAAGAAGAGAAAGGAGAUUUUCAAGGGAGAUAUUGAAGAGAUGGGUGGUGCGGUGCUCCAGUUCCCACACAAAAGGAAUCGAGGAUCUGCCGCCCAAUAUGAACGAUUUUACAUGGCAUUGAAGGACUAUAUUGGCCGAGAGGUUUCUGUGGGUGCUGCCAAGCUAUGGGCCAAGACCUACUUGAAGGAGAUGGACCCAUCAUGGGAACCCCCAGUCCCCAUCUAG
Molecule: messenger RNA, 318 nt
Organism: Cylindrotheca closterium
Lineage: Eukaryota; Bacillariophyta; Bacillariophyceae; Bacillariales; Bacillariaceae
Source: the annotation of a GenBank genome assembly